Messenger RNA from Auxenochlorella protothecoides, 1218 nucleotides. Its product is annotated as putative zinc-type alcohol dehydrogenase-like protein YbdR. The coding region runs from base 1 to 1218 and encodes 405 amino acids. The record is from RefSeq and is a predicted model, not a curated record. Lineage: Eukaryota; Viridiplantae; Chlorophyta; Trebouxiophyceae; Chlorellales; Chlorellaceae. The transcript is spliced from 7 exons. Gene Ontology annotation, molecular function: zinc ion binding; oxidoreductase activity.
AUGGACGCGCUUGUUUUGCAAUCUCCUUACCAUAUAGAGGUGCAGAGAUGCCCUGUGCCCCGCAUCGCGGCCGGCACGGAUGCCAUCGUGAGGGUGGAGCUGGCAGGCCUGUGCGGCAGUGACCUCCACCCCUUCCGUGGCAAGGAGGCCACCGAUGGGGGAACCAUCAUGGGACAUGAAUUCGUGGGCACUGUGGUCGAGGUCGGCCCCGCCGUCACGACUCUGACCCCGGGGACGAGGGUGAUGAGCCCCUUCACCACCAGCUGCGGCGUGUGCGCCCCCUGCGCCUCGGGCCUGACCUGCCGCUGCGAUGCCGGCCAGCUCUUCGGCUGGAGGCUGAAUGGGCAGGGCCUGCACGGCGCCCAGGCGCAAUUCAUCAGGGUGCCUCUCGCGGCGUCGACCCUGGUGCGCAUCCCUCCGGGGGUCGGCGACGAGGCGGCGCUGCUGGCCGGGGACAUCCUCAGCACGGGCUACUUUUGCGCGCGCAACGCCGGGCUCGCCCGUGCCGCACCAGGCGUGGUGGUGGCCGUGGUAGGCUGCGGGCCAGUCGGCCUGCUGGCCGCGACCGCCGCCGGGCGCUUCCCCGCUGUGCGCGCCGUGCUGGCCAUCGACAGCGUGCCCGGCCGGCUGGCCCUGGCGGGCAGGCUGGGUGCGACCCCGGUGAACAGCGCCGAGUGCGAUCCCAUCGUCGCGGUCAGGGAGGCCACGGGGGGGCAGGGCGCGGAUGUGGUGCUGGAGGUCGUCGGUGCCGGGCCGGCCCUGGGCCUGGCCCUGGACCUCCUGAAGCCCGGGGGCGUCGUUUCCAGCGUCGGCUGCCACACAGGCGAGGAAGGGCGAGGAUGGGAAGGGCUCUUUUUUGGGGGGGGGGGGUUGAGGGGUGCGCUGGACGGGGCACACCUGCGCCUCUGCCGACUGACUCAGGCCGGCCCCGCCCUGGCGCUGCACGCAGACCCCGGCUUCCCUUUCACCCCGGCUGAUCUGUACAACAAGAAUGCCACCCUGGCUUCCGGAAGGUGCCCCGCGAGGUCCUGUCUCGAGGAGCUCCUCCCGGCCCUUGCGAAGGGGGAGCUAGGGGAGAGCACAGCAAUCAUCACCCACCGGCUGCCCCUUCUGGACGGCGUGCGGGCGUACGAAGCGUUCGAGCAGCGGCUCGAGGGCUGGGUGAAGGUGGUGUUCGACCCGUGGACGGGGGGGAAGCCGGCGAGCGAAUCCGUUUGA